AUGGCUCCCACCGUCCUCCACCUGCGCUCCGAGGACAAGCCGCUCGAGCACCGCAGCGCACUCACCCCGACCACCGCGAAGGCACUGAUCGACGCCGGCUACACCGUCAACGUCGAGAAGAGCCCCGUCCGCAUCUUCGACGACGAAGAGUUCUCUAAAAUUGGCGCUACCCUCGUACCUACCGGAAGCUGGCGCGAUGCUCCCAAAGAACACAUCAUAGUCGGGCUGAAGGAGCUCCCCGAAGAAACCUUCCCCCUCAAGCACGUACACGUCCAAUUCGCGCAUGUCUACAAGAACCAGGGCGGCUGGGAAAACGUCCUAGCUCGCUUCCCCCGCGGCGGCGGCACGCUCCUCGACCUCGAAUUCCUCCAGGACCCGGAGACGGGACGGCGCGUGGCAGCCUUCGGAUACUCGGCGGGCUUCAGCGGCAGUGCGCUGGCCCUCAAGAGCUGGGCCUGGCAACUCACGCACCCCAACGAGCCUCUGCCGGGCGUCGAGAGCUACCCCAACGAGGACGCGCUGAUCUCUGACGUGAAGGCGGACCUCGCCGCCGGCAAGGAGAAGGCCGGCCGCCUGCCGCGCGUCAUCGUCAUAGGAGCGCUGGGCCGCUGCGGACGUGGCGCCAUCGACAUGUGUCUCAAGGCCGGCGUGCCGAAAGAGCAGAUCCUCAAGUGGGACAUGGCCGAGACAGCGAAGGGCGGGCCCUUCAAGGAGAUCACCGAGAGCGACGUGUUCGUGAACUGCAUCUACCUCGCUUCCAAAAUACCCCAUUUCGUCAACGUCGAGUCGCUGAAGACGCCGGGCCGCCAGUUGAGCGUCGUCUGCGACGUCUCGGCCGAUACCACGAACCCCAAUAACCCGAUUCCCAUCUACACCGUUGCGACGACGUUCAAGAAACCCACGGUGCCUGUUGAAGGGCUCGAUGGGGGUCCUCCUUGCAGCGUCAUCAGCAUCGACCACCUUCCCAGCCUGCUGCCGCGCGAGUCGUCGGAGGCCUUCAGCGGCGACCUGCUGCCGCAUCUGCUCAAGCUGAACAACUGGCGCAACGAACCUGUGUGGUCGAAUGCGGAAAAGCUAUUCCAGGAGAAGGUGGCCUCUCUGCCCAAGGAGGUGUUGAACUAG
Anthostomella pinea is the source of this 1122-nucleotide messenger RNA. The record is from the annotation of a GenBank genome assembly. Lineage: Eukaryota; Fungi; Ascomycota; Sordariomycetes; Xylariales; Xylariaceae.